Messenger RNA from Australozyma saopauloensis, 1164 nucleotides. RefSeq names its product Pry1p (gene PRY1). The record is from RefSeq and is a predicted model, not a curated record. NCBI's taxonomy places the organism in Eukaryota, Fungi, Ascomycota, Pichiomycetes, Serinales, Metschnikowiaceae. Bases 1 to 1164 code for a protein of 387 amino acids. The transcript has a single exon.
AUGCGGUUGGCUGUAGCAUAUAUUACAGCUCUUUUGCUUCUCAGCACUGGUGAAGCUGCGCCAAUAACAUCAUGGCAAACAGCUACGGCUAUUACAAAUGCUGACGGAUCUCUUUUCAGCUGGAGUCCUCUGGCUGUGGCUAAUACCCAAGUCGGCUCGAAUCCAACAACACCAGCGAAUUUAGUAGCCCAAGCGCCAUCAGUUCAGACUGCGGCAGCUCUAGCAAAUCAAGCUGCGGCUACUGCUAGUGCCGCUCCCUCGCCUGCCGUGAAUUCGAACACUUCCGGUCAAAGUGCGUUGAUGCAAGGAAUUUCUAGUGUGAUAAGUGGACUUGGAUCAUUGUUCUCUUCAUAUUCAUCUCCGAGUCCUGCUGCUUCGACUCCUUCCUCGAGCACUUCUUCUAGUUCUUCAUCCACUGGUGGUUGGAGAGCAAUCUUGGGGCUGCUUCUCGGGGAUUUGGGUGGCUCAUCAUCUGCCAACGCUCCUGCCCCUGCCGUAGCCCAAGCUCCAAUUCUGGUGAGCAGUUCGCCUGCAUUUUCUACGAUUUCUGCCUCCUCGUCGAACCUAGUCUCCUCGAGCACUAGUAUCGCAGUUCAAGCCAGUCCAAUGCCUCAAGCAUCUAAAUCAUCUUCAACUGUCUCCGCAAGCUCGAGCGCCCAACCAUCGUCGAGCUCUUCUGGUAGUAGUGGAGGUAGUGGUGGUAACGGUAUCUACAAUGAUAUCUAUAAUUCAAAUCUCCAGAUUGAUCAAAGCUUCGCAAAAGCUAUUCUCGAUGCUCAUAACACCGACCGUGCUGCUCAUGGUGUGGGACCAUUGUCUUGGUCAAAUUCUGCCUAUGCUUAUGCUAAAAAUAAUGCCGACAACUACGACUGCUCUGGAGUGUUGACUCAUACGCAUGGUCCUUUUGGAGAGAACCUUGCUGCUGGAUUUGCCAAUGGUCCUGCCGCUGUCAAAGCGUGGUACGAUGAAGGACAGACAUAUGACUACACGACACAUAACGAAUACAGUCACUUCACUCAGGUUGUGUGGAAAGGUUCUACAAUGGUUGGAUGUGCCUAUAAAGAUUGCAGGUCGCAAGGAUGGGGAAACUAUAUUGUGUGUGAGUACAGUCCAGCUGGAAACGUUGUUGGGCAACUGGCAGCUAACGUUUUACCGCCAGUAUAG